AUGGAGCUCAGCUACCCGCUCGUGCGGGUACCCUUCGGACGUGCCAGCAAAAACUUUCGUCUGUACUACAAGCAGCUCACGCGCGAGCUGGCGCAGGUCACAGCGCAGAUUGAAGCACUGGAAGAAGCUGGAUCAAGUCAAUGCCUGGACAUUGAGAUAGCUGUUGAGAAGUUGGCGAGGCUAGCAGAGCUGCUGCAGAGCUUGAGGCAGAGCGCCACGCGCAACGUGCUGGAGCAACACGACGAUCUCGAGAGCUGUGUGAAGCGCGCGCGGUAUCUCCAAACGAUACAAAAGUCAAAUAUUGGAGAGGAGAUCUCAUCGGUUACGCACCCAAGUGAUGAUACAAAGACGAUCAAUGAUCGCCUUGUUGCUGACUACUUGCUUGGACAAGGAUACCUCGAGAGUGGCAGGAUCAUUACAGAUAGCAAAGAUAUCGCGUAUCUCGUGGAUCACAAACUUCACACGGAGCGCCAAGCCGUGAUAAAGGAUUUGCGAGAGUGUCAUACCGAUACGGCAAUCGCAUGGUGCUUACAAAAUGGCACACGUUUACGACGUCUACAAUCGUUACUGGAGUUACGUUUACGGGUGCAAGAUUGUAUUGAGCUGGUGCGAGCUCGGAAGCCACUAGAGGCUGUUCAGUACGCGCGCACGUAUUUUCCAUCAUUGGCAAUGCAAGCGGACGACCAGACUGUUCGUGAUAGUGCGAUCAGUGACGUUCAGACGGCCCUGGCGACGUUGGCCUUCGAGUCGCCGGAGAAGUGCGGUAUUGCCGUGUACGAAACGCUUUUUGCUCCAGACCGAUGGCUGACGCUGGAAAAGAUGUUUUCUAAGACUUUCAAUGAAGUGUAUGAAAUGCACGAUCCACCAUCGCUCUGCAUUGCGCUGCACGCCGGACUGUCUACGUUGAAUACACGAGCGUGUCAUCGUAUUCGAGGCGCAAGCACAAAGGCUGUGCUUUGUCAAAAUGGAUCUCGAGGCAAGAGAAGUCGCGAAAAUACUGAAGAAGGUGGUGACGGUGCUGGCAACCGAGAGGGAGGUAAUGAAAGUGACGAGGUAUCGUUUGAGCCAAGCGCAGCGAUACAAGCGAGGAGUGAUGAUUCUGAUAACAACGACCGAGUGGCUGCUAGCUGUAAAAAACGCGUACAUCCUUGGACCGAGUCAUCUGUACCCCUCUGCCCAGCGUGCAGUGAAGUUGGCAGUCAAUUGUGCGCGGGACUUCCAUUUGCGUACCACCCGCAUUCACGACUGGUUUGUCGCGUUACGCAGAGUGUUAUGGACGAGCAUAACCCACCGCUUGUGCUACCUAAUGGUCGAGUAUACAGCAAGCAAGGAAUUGAGCUGCUGACGCAGCAGAGGUCCGACGGAAUGAUCAGGUGUGUGGACACCGAUGAGGUUUUUUCACCAGGUGACGCGAAGCCCGUUUACAUCCUUUAA
Molecule: messenger RNA, 1434 nt
Organism: Peronospora matthiolae
Lineage: Eukaryota; Oomycota; Peronosporomycetes; Peronosporales; Peronosporaceae
Source: the annotation of a GenBank genome assembly